CGGUUAGCUUCACCGACUCUUUUUUUUUUUUUUUUUUAGUUUUUUUUUACUCAUCCUGAGAGGCGCGGCCGGCAGCUUCGCUCUAACGUUAUAGCGUCUGAGUUAUUUCCAGUUCAGACGAGUUCACAAGUGGAGGAAACGAGGCAGGAUGUACCAUGAAGAAAGCGCAACGAUACAAAAGCCACGCUAUGGAACCAUUCAGGAUGACGAGAGGCUCUCGGCGGAGGAGAUGGAUGAGAGGAGGCGACAGAAUAUUGCCUACGAGUAUCUCUGUCACCUGGAGGAGGCCAAACGGUGGAUAGAGGCCUGCUUGGAGGAGGACCUGCCCCUGACCACAGAACUAGAGGAGGGACUCAGGAACGGUGUCUACCUUGGCAAACUCGCCAACUUCUUUGCCCCCAAAAUGGUGCCAGUGAAAAAGAUCUACGACAGAGACCAGUCCCGUUUUAAGAGCAAAGGCCUACACUUUAGACACACUGACAACACGGUGCAGUGGCUCAGAGCCAUGGAGUCAGUGGGACUCCCCAAGAUAUUCUAUCCCGAAACGACAGAUGUGUACGAUCGCAAAAACAUGCCCAAGGUGGUGUACUGCAUACACGCACUGAGCUUGUACUUGUACAAACUGGGAAUUGCACCACAGAUCCAGGACUUGCUGGGGAAGGUGGCGUUUACAGAGGAGGAGAUCAGUAACAUGAGGAGUGAACUGGAGAAAUAUGGCAUUCAGAUGCCAGCUUUUAGUAAAAUUGGAGGUAUCCUGGCCAAUGAGCUUUCAGUGGAUGAAGCUGCAUUGCAUGCUGCUGUGAUUGCCAUCAACGAGGCAAUUGACAAAGGUCAGGCCGCUGUGACCAUGGCAGCCCUAAACAAUCCUAACGCUAUGCUAAAGAACACCCAGGAGGCUCUGGCUCAAGACUACCAGGACACACUGAGCAAGGCCAAGGCGCGCAAACAGGAUCAGUCUUCAGGGAGGCGGUCCUCAGUUGCUACUGAAGAAAGAGAUGUUUAUGAAGAGCUGCUGACUCAACAGGAAAUCCAGAGCUGCAUUGACUUUGUCAACUUCCAGGCAGCCAUAAGGCAGGUGAAUGAAGCAGUGUCGUCCCAGGAUGAAGCUGCUCUGUUGGCUGCACUUAGGCUUGAAGCUCUGGCCCUGCUGGGUGUUCAGGAGGCAAACUGUCGCUGGUACAUGGAACAUUUCACCACCUACUCCCAACAGAAAUCUAAGGAUGGAGGAAGGGCUGGGAUGCUGGAUAAAGAAGAGAUUCAACGAGUUGUCAGCUCUUGCAAUGACUUUGCUGAAGCAGAGAAACGAAAACUUGAAGCAGUUGCAGCGAUCAACACAGCCAUUCGUCUUGGCAAUGCAGCGGCGACAGUGGAGGAGCUGAUGAACCCUGAGGCACAGCUGCCGAUUGUCUACCAAACGGCUGCCAACCUCUACCAGACUGAGCUUUUCAGUUUGCAGCUGCAGGGAGGGCGGUCUGGACUGAGCCACGAGGAGCUGAGUGUAGCUGUGGAGAUGCUGUCAGCUGUGGCAGUGCUGAACGAGGUGUUGGAUACCAAAGAUCCCCAGGCGGUGAUUGAGCAACUUACAGACUCUCCUCUGGGCUUCACCAACAUAGACCAAGAUAACCUCAAUAGGUAUGCUGACAUGCUUAUUAAGCAGCGAUCUGAGGCUCUUGCCAAGGGCCAAGAGUUCCUCACCUGGAACGAUGUUCAGAAGUGCAUCGACACAGUCAACAUACAGGUCCACGAAGAGCAUGAACGCAUCAUAGCUAUAGCUGAGAUCAAUGAGGCCCUUAACUCAGGUGAUCAUCAGCAGACACUCGCAGCCCUGCUCCUCCCUACAGCCAAGUUGACAGGAGUGAACCCAGCCACUGCCAAACACUACCAUGAUGUCCUACAACAUAUAAAACACCUUCUCUGUCAGAGCUCCGGUGAUGAAUCGGCAGUACUGUGGCUGGACCAAAUCCAAGAGGCCAUACUAACAGCCAACCAGGAUGAGGAGGAGGCUCUCGCGUUGGCCGGAGCAGUAGCUCACAUUAACAAGGCAGUGGUUGAGGGAGACUCCCAGAAUACAUUGCUGGCUUUACAGGUUCCCAGUGCAGGAUUGAAAGCAGUUCUCCCUGAAUGUGCUGACACGUAUCAGGACAAACUGGCACAGACACAAACAAACAGCGCUACAAACGGUGUCACUGAUUGUAUGUGGGUAAGACACUGCAUAAAGGGCAAAUAUGACUACUACUACAACCUGGAGACCGGAGAGGGCGUCUGGGAGAAGCCUGAAGGAUUUGAACACAAUGGUGGCCAGCUCAGUAAAGACGAAAUCCAGAAUGUCGUCAGCUGUGUGACUGCAGAAUAUAACAGGGGACAGUUAUGGCUGGCCAAUGAAUCCUUCGUGAUCCAGCUACAGGCGAGGAUCAGAGGUCACCUGGUCAGGAAAAAGCAUGGCCAGAGAAUGGAGUACCUGCGUCGACAAGAACCACACGUUGUCAAACUGCAGGCUUGCUGGAAAGGUUACAAGCAGAGGAAAAUGUACAAAGAGAGGAUCAACUUGCUUCAGAAAAAUGUUGCAUCUGUUGUCAAGAUCCAGUCUUGGGUUAAAAUGUGGAAAGCAAAACGUAACUACAGCCAGAGACUGCAGUUCUUCAAAGCUCACGAAAAAGAAAUUGUUAAGAUCCAGGCUUUUCUGAAGGCCAACAAAGCCAGAGAUGACUACAGAACCCUAACUGGGGCAAAAGAUCCUCCACUGUCAGUGGUGCGUAAGUUUGUCCACUUGCUGGAGCAGAGCGCCCUGGAUCUACAGGAAGAGCAGCAAGUGACACGGCUUAGGGAGGAAGUGGUCACAAAGAUUCGCUCCAACCAACAGAUGGAGAAAGACUUGAACCUGAUGGACAUAAAGAUUGGACUGCUGGUGAAGAACAGGAUUACUCUGCAGGAUGUUGUGUCCCAUAAUAAGAAAAUGAAGAGCAAGAAAAAUAAGGCUAAUAAAGAUGACCUGACUGGAGUGGACAGACUGGGUAUUAAGGGUCUAAGUAAAGGCAAGAGACGGAAACUGGAGGCGUACCAACAUCUCUUUUACAGGCUACAGACUAAUCCAUCCCACUUGGCUAAGCUGAUCUUCCAGAUGCCCCAAAACAAGUCCACCAAGUUUAUGGACACAGUGAUUUUCACCUUGUACAACUAUGCCUCUAACCAAAGAGAAGAAUACCUGCUACUAAAGCUCUUCAAGACUGCCCUAGAAGAGGAAAUCAAUUCUAAGGUGGACCAGAUCCAGGACAUAGUGACAGGCAACCCAACCGUCAUCAAGAUGGUGGUGAGCUUCAACAGAGGCGCACGUGGUCACAACACCCUCAGGCAGCUGUUGGCUCCAGUGGUCAAAGACAUCAUUGAGGACAAGAAUUUAGGCAUCAACACUAACCCCGUGGACGUGUACAAAGCCUGGGUCAACCAGCUGGAGACGGCUACCGGAGAGGCCAGCAAGCUUCCCUAUGAAGUGACUCCUGAACAGGCCAUGUCACAUGAAGAAGUUCGCCACAGGCUGGAGGCCUCCAGUCAGGCCCUACGUGCUGCUACGGAUAAGGUCCUAAACUCCAUUGUGUCGUCACUGGAUAAUAUCCCCUAUGGCAUGAGAUACAUAGCAAAAGUUCUGAAGAACAGCCUCCAUGAAAAGUUUCCAGAUGCCUCAGAAGAUGAGCUGCUGAAGGUUGUGGGAAACCUGCUGUACUACCGCUACAUGAACCCAGCUAUUGUGGCGCCCGAUGGCUUUGACAUCAUUGACAUGUCGGCCGGAGGGCAGCUUCACUUGGACCAGCGUCGCAACCUUGGAUCUGUGGCAAAGAUGCUUCAGCAUGCUGCUGCCAAUAAACUGUUUGAGGGCGAGAACGCACAUAUGACUCCAAUGAACAACUACAUAUCCCAGACAUACGAGAAGUUUAGGUUAUUUUUCCAGUCAGCAUGUGAUGUCCCUGAACCUGAGGAAAGGUUUAACGUCGACGAAUACUCAGACAUGGUGACCUUGAGCAAACCUGUCAUCUACAUCUCGAUAGAGGAGAUCAUCAACACCCACUCGCUGCUCUUGGAACAUCUGGAGGCCAUCUCUCCAGAUCACAAUGACUUGCUGCACGAGCUGCUCCAGGACCUGGGAGACGUCCCUGAUGUAGAGACGUUGCUUGGUGAAGGAGCAGUAGACCCAAACGACCCGAGCAGAGAAAGUGCUCUGACUCAGCUGGCAAAGAUCGAAAUCUCCCUCACCCUCACCAACAAGUUUGAGCUGCUGGAAGGAGAUGACAAAGACAUGAAGACUCUGAUGACAAAGACAAAAAAGCUAAUAGUGGAUGUGAUUCGAAUUCAGCCUGGAGAGUCCUUGCCUGAAAUUCUUGAGACCCCAGCUACUGCACCACAGGAGACGGAGCAUACUACAGUUGUAGCGCGCAGGGCAGUCCAGGAUGCUCAGACACCAGAGGGGCUGAAGAGCAGCCCGGCAGUACUGGAGGACAGCCAGCUGCCUCUCGAGCAGAAAAAGAGGAAGAUCCUGAGGAAUCUUCGCAGCCUGGAGCAGGCUGGCCUCGUCACUGCAAGCAACAAAUACCAGGACCUCAUCAACGACAUAUCCAAGGACAUUCGCUACCAAAGGCGCUACAGACAGAGGAGGAAGGCCGAGCUUGUGAAGCUCCAGCAGACUCUAACGGCGCUCAACUCGAAAACUACGUUCUACCAGGACCAGAUGAAUUACUACGACACCUACAUCAAGACGUGCCUGGAUAACCUUAACAGGAAGAAUUCACGACGAUCUAUAAAGCUGGACAGCAAAGGAGACAGUAAGGGCAGCAAAAAGUGGAAACCCCAGUCUCUGAAGUACACCGCAGGGCGACUGCACGAGAAGGGAGUCAUCCUGGAGAUAGAGGGUCUUCAGACAAACCAGUUCAAAAAUGUCAUGUUUGAGAUUUCACCCACUGAGGAAGUUGGUGACUUCGAGGUGAAGGCCAAAUUUAUGGGGGUCGAGAUGGAAAAAGUCCAGCUUCAUUUCCAGGACCUCCUACAGCUACAGUACGAAGGCGUGGCCGUCAUGAAGAUGUUCGACAAAGCCAAAGUGAACGUCAAUUUGCUCAUAUUCCUCCUGAACAAGAAAUUCUAUGGAAAAUGAAAAUAUAAAGUGCAUGAGGGAGAAAGCAGCAGACUGAGAGGAAACACAUUGUGCCUUCUGAUAGUAGUCAGUUAAUUUAGUCUGGUUCAAGACAGCGUUUUGUUUCGUCUGCUUAUAAUUUGAUGGAUCACACCAAAAUGAAAUGUUCUGUAUUUUUCCACGUGGUAACUGUAAAUGUAAUGUAUUUUUAAGAAUUAAAUUGUAAUGGCAUUGAUGUUUGUAUGUUUAAAAAAAAAAAAAAAAAAAAAAACGGGAAACACUGUCACCUUGUAUCUUUAAAAAACCAAACAAAAAAAAAACUGGAAACUCUGAACGUGGCAGUAGUUUCUCUGUUCAGAAAUGUGGAGCAAUUUUCCCAGUUUACCAGUGCCUUUUUAAUUAAAGCAUUUAACGAAAAAUGUUUUAAGUAAUAAACUAUUCAACAAUUUUAAAAGCUACAACUGAUGUAUUUUUAAUAUGGAACUAUUAUCUUCAAAUAAAUGAUUUAUUAUAUUUAAUGUGCAUAAUAAAUGACUUGUGUCCAAUCUGA
Mugil cephalus (flathead mullet) is the source of this 5666-nucleotide messenger RNA. RefSeq names its product IQ motif containing GTPase activating protein 2 (gene iqgap2). Gene Ontology annotation, biological process: regulation of GTPase activity; regulation of actin cytoskeleton organization. The coding region runs from base 149 to 5137 and encodes 1662 amino acids. Gene Ontology annotation, cellular component: cytoplasm. Gene Ontology annotation, molecular function: calmodulin binding; actin filament binding; GTPase activator activity. NCBI's taxonomy places the organism in Eukaryota, Metazoa, Chordata, Actinopteri, Mugiliformes, Mugilidae. The record is from RefSeq and is a predicted model, not a curated record. The transcript is spliced from 38 exons.